Messenger RNA from Jaculus jaculus (lesser Egyptian jerboa), 3370 nucleotides. RefSeq names its product solute carrier family 7 member 11 (gene Slc7a11). Gene Ontology annotation, biological process: amino acid transmembrane transport. Gene Ontology annotation, molecular function: L-amino acid transmembrane transporter activity. Lineage: Eukaryota; Metazoa; Chordata; Mammalia; Rodentia; Dipodidae. The transcript is spliced from 12 exons. Bases 271 to 1779 code for a protein of 502 amino acids. Gene Ontology annotation, cellular component: membrane. The record is from RefSeq and is a predicted model, not a curated record.
GGAGCCGGGAGGUGGGACCGAGCACCCAGGUGCUUUGAGGGGUAAUUAGACAGCCGCGAAGGCUAAGAGACACCCCAGUCCACCUGUGAACAAGGUAGCGCUGAGGGAGACACUCUGAAAGCAAAGAAAGGGAUCGGUCCGUCACACCUACGGACAGCACAGUUCAAAGUUUUGUUUGUGUGUGUGUGUGUGUGUGUGUGUGUGUGUGUGUGUGUGUUUCUUCCUGUUUCUUUUUUUGUUUUUCCUUCUUCCCCCUGUGUGCGCACUACUAUGGUCAGAAAGCCUGUCGUGGGCACCAUCUCCAAAGGAGGCUACCUGCAGGGAAAUGUGAGCGGCAGGCUGUCUUCCAUGGGUGCCCAGGAGGCUCCUGGGCAGGAGAAAGUGGUACUGAAGAAGAAGAUCACCUUGCUGCGGGGGGUCUCCAUCAUCAUCGGCACUAUCAUCGGCGCGGGCAUCUUCAUCUCCCCCAAGGGCGUGCUCCAGAACACUGGCAGCGUGGGGAUGUCGCUGACCGUCUGGUCUGUCUGCGGGGUCCUGUCACUCUUUGGUGCUUUGUCCUAUGCUGAAUUGGGAACAAGCAUAAAGAAAUCUGGUGGUCAUUAUACAUACAUUCUAGAGGUCUUUGGCCCAUUACUAGCUUUUGUACGAGUCUGGGUAGAACUGCUCAUAAUACGCCCUGCAGCAACUGCUGUGAUAUCCUUGGCAUUUGGACGCUACAUUCUGGAACCAUUUUUUAUUCAGUGUGAAAUUCCUGAACUUGCAAUCAAGCUCAUAACAGCUGUGGGCAUCACUGUUGUGAUGGUUCUCAAUAGCAUGAGUGUCAGCUGGAGUGCCCGGAUCCAGAUUUUCCUAACCUUUUGCAAGCUUACUGCAAUUCUGAUAAUUAUAGUCCCUGGAGUUAUACAACUAAUUAAAGGAGAAACAGAGCACUUCAAGGAUGCUUUUUCAGGAAGAGAUGCAAGUCUUAUGGGGUUGCCACUGGCCUUUUAUUAUGGGAUGUAUGCAUAUGCUGGAUGGUUUUACCUCAAUUUUGUAACUGAAGAAGUAGAUAAUCCUGAAAAAACCAUCCCCCUUGCAAUAUGUAUCUCCAUGGUCAUUGUCACCAUUGGCUACGUGCUAACAAACGUGGCCUACUUUACCACCAUUAGUGCAGAGGAGCUGUUGCUUUCAAACGCAGUGGCAGUGACCUUUGCUGAGCGGCUGCUGGGAAAUUUCUCAUUAGCAGUCCCGAUCUUUGUUGCCCUCUCCUGUUUUGGCUCCAUGAACGGUGGUGUAUUCGCUGUCUCCAGGUUAUUCUAUGUUGCUUCUCGAGAGGGUCACCUUCCAGAAAUCCUCUCCAUGAUUCAUGUCCGCAAGCACACUCCUCUGCCAGCUGUUAUUGUUUUGCAUCCUUUGACCAUGAUCAUGCUCUUCUCCGGAGACCUCUACAGUCUUUUGAAUUUCCUCAGUUUUGCCAGGUGGCUUUUUAUUGGGCUGGCAGUCGCCGGACUGAUUUAUCUUCGAUACAAACGCCCAGAUAUGCAUCGCCCUUUCAAGGUGCCGCUGUUCAUCCCUGCACUGUUCUCCUUCACCUGCCUCUUCAUGGUCGCCCUUUCCCUGUAUUCAGACCCAUUUAGCACUGGAAUUGGCUUUGUCAUCACUCUGACAGGGGUCCCUGCAUACUAUCUCUUUAUUAUAUGGGACAAGAAACCCAAGUGGUUUCGAAGAAUAACAGAUCAAGUAACUAGAACACUGCAGAUAAUACUGGAAGUUGUACCAGAAGACUCUCAUAAAUUUUGAUGAUGUAUUGAACUCUUGGCCAUCUCUCCAGGGAUGGAAAUGCAACAUAGAUUCUUCAUUUUCUUGGAAUCCAAAGAAAUAUAACUUUGGUGAUCAACAAAAAUUGGUUAUUUCUAUUCAUAUCAUCCAGUGUAUACAAACUAAUUUCUAGGAAACUAAAUUAUGGCUUCAUUUACUUGUAGAAAACUAAUAAGCAGAUCUCACUGUCAGUUCAUACCAUUCCUGAGGCUGUUGCCUAUCUCUUGUGGUCAGAAAAAAAGACCAAGGGAAUUGAUUGUUACCUCUAGUGGUCAUUCUCUACAACAUAUUAUAUCAUGACUAUGAUACUUCAAAUUGAAGGCUGAGACAUUUUCUGUAUAUAUGGGUUUUACACACAUAGUUUUACCUACUGUAGAUGUCUAUACUGUGAAAAGUAUUUCCCAUUUUUUUAAUGAAAAAAUGUCAUUAUUGUUGUAAGAAGUAACUUUAUUUCCCAUUGGCAUUGUAUUACAUACCCUUGGAUACCAACUUAGUAAUCACUCAACUUUUAAUGGGUUACAUCCAGAUCAUUUGAACAAAAGUCAGGGGAUAUGUCUAAUUUGUAUGUGUGUGUAUGUGUUUCUGUGUAUGUAUCUGUGUGUGUGCUGCUGGGGAUUGAGCUCAGGGUCUUGCACAAUCUAGCCACUCUACCACUGAGCUACAUCCUCAGCCUCUAUAUUUUUUAAUACAUUUAUAAAAGUGCUUCUUGUGGUUAUUGUUUAUGAUUCAAAUACAUUUGAGUAAAAAUACUUGAGAAUUUAUUAUGUUACAUAUUUUUUUCACUCACUGUCAUGAAGUUCUAUAUUGAACAUGUCAUUUUGUUUCAAUCUUAGUUUAUCUGGGAAACUGUAAACCGUUUGCUAUUACAUUCAUUUAACAAAACAGCCUUGUAGUAAUUUCCUUUUUGGUAAAUAUAUUUAAAUGUAAAUCUUCAAAUUACAACAUCAACAUGAAAGAAGUUGCCAAUAAAGAAAAUAGCCCAAAUACUAGGUUUAGCCCUAUAAUAUGUAUAUGCAAUGCUAGUGAUUGUGAUCAACUUUCUUUUCACUUAAUGGUUAUUUUUAUGUGUAAUAAAUUUUGGUAGUUUGUACAUUUGGUUAAAAUAUGUCUCCAGAAGUAAACUGUCUGGGUCAAUUAGGAAAAGGCAUAUAUUUACAUAAAAAUUAUGGCAGAAAUGCUAGUACUAGGUAAGAUUUACCAAUGAUAUUCUUUUAAAAUCUCUGAUUCUAGGCUCUUUCAAUAAUUUUGUCAACUUAAUUAGCAUUCAACUUGGGAAAGAUAACUGAGAACAUGUCUAUUGUAAGAACUAAAACUUGCAGGAUUGUAUAUACAUUCAGACAGAUGUUGUUAAGCCUACGUUAGAAAACCCUAUAGAAUUUUCAGAGAAUAAUAUACCAAUGGAAAAUAUUUUAUUUAUAAAUGUCUAAGAUGAAGUUCUUGGUCAUAACCAGAGUUACAUUUCAUCCCUUAGCUUUUGUCUAUUUGAAAUGAUAAAAUUUCAAAAAAAAAUUACACUAAUUCAAAUCAUUAAGACCAGACAUAUAAUUACCCUCCCAAAAGAAAUGCUACUUUA